Branchiostoma belcheri (Belcher's lancelet) is the source of this 1281-nucleotide messenger RNA. RefSeq lists its product as uncharacterized. The transcript is spliced from 2 exons. Bases 54 to 1022 code for a protein of 322 amino acids. NCBI's taxonomy places the organism in Eukaryota, Metazoa, Chordata, Leptocardii, Amphioxiformes, Branchiostomatidae. The record is from RefSeq and is a predicted model, not a curated record.
CGGUCUAACAGGUGGUACCUCGACACGGCGUGGGAAAAAAUGAAAUAGAAAUAAUGUCAGUCUUCGUCUCGGAAGGAGUCGACGUCCGUUCUGUAGUCGCAUCGCACCUGAAGAAGUACGGCUACGUCGACGUCAGCGGCGACCCCCGACUGCGCCAGGUGUGCCGCACCAGGUACGGGAACUGCCGGCUUCACCAGUGUCUAGGGGAACAGUGCUUACCUGUGUUAUUGGGUCAGGUCUUAACCCAAAUGCACCCGUCUAGCAAGCAGAUAGAAACGUUGUGCCACAUCUCGGUGUACUAUCCCGGCGCCAAAAAGCUGUCCACUUACUUCUCCCAUCUGCUUCCGCCUCUUUUAAGACUUAUUUCUGGGGGAGUUGACGUCAUCACAGACAUCAGGGGGCGAGAUGCGGCCGUAAGAAAGAGGAGGAUCGGAGCUACCCUCGUGCACACCAUGUUACUGGCCGGCGGGUGUCAGAGACACGCCCUGGCCCUGUGCGAGUCCGGAGCCGUCCCGGUGUUGGGGAGAAUCCUAUCCGGGAACCAAGACGUCCCCUGGUGCCCAUAUAAGGACAAGGUCCUGAUGGUGCACUUGCUUCAAUUGGUAGUGGAGAUCGGGGAUGAGAGGUGCUGGCAGUGUGUGAGAAAGACUUACUUACAGAUAGAACGGGAGCUGUCCGAAGUAUGGAAACGACACAGGGAAGCGGCGCCUGGCGAUGUGCGGUACAAACUGCACCAAGCAGUGGGCUGGCUUCUUUCCAUCCUAAGACGCGGGAAAAUGCUCCCACAAUCCACCAAAAGACGUAGGGACAGCUACAAGCAGUACUUUCAAUUCCCAGUGGUGUGUUCCUCUUCGGAGUGUUCUAACAUCGAGGCGGGCAGCAAAUUCAAGAUGUGCGCUGCGUGCGGUCUCGCCAGGUACUGCAGCACAGCGUGCCAGACACAUCACUGGGGACACGGACACAAGCCCAACUGUAAGGCGAUGGUCGCGUUUGACAAGGCUAACGGGGCACGGGUAAUAUAACAGCAAUUAAAAAAAGUUUUCUCGCUCCAACGUAAGGUCUGGAAUUAUUGGAAACGGACAAUCCUAAAAAGGGUUACUAAAAGCCAGCAGACACUUGUACAAGCUUAGUCCGAAACAUUGAUAUUUCAUAUUCCUCCAACAGAAAGCAAACUUAUUUUUGAUACCAUAAGAACAAGUGUGCAAUGACUUUGUACAUACAUGUCAUAUCUUCAUCGUUAUCUUGUUUUUGUAGUGCAAUACCCAUCGUUAGUCAGUCUGG